Messenger RNA from Vespa mandarinia (Asian giant hornet), 2586 nucleotides. It is a transcript of the gene CycB3, whose product is annotated as cyclin B3. The record is from RefSeq and is a predicted model, not a curated record. Gene Ontology annotation, molecular function: cyclin-dependent protein serine/threonine kinase regulator activity. Gene Ontology annotation, biological process: mitotic cell cycle phase transition. Lineage: Eukaryota; Metazoa; Arthropoda; Insecta; Hymenoptera; Vespidae.
UUUUCCUAUGUACUUUUAACCUCAACAUUAUCUUUCAACGAAAAUAACUAUAUUCAUUUAUACUCUAAGCGUCGAAUGUUUUCUGUGGACGAAAUGGUGGCUUCUGUGAUUGUUUCUAAAAGUUUCAAUUUUCUUUACUUUAUAUUAUAAUUUACUGAUAAAGUACUCGAAUAAAAUGUAUUCUCAGUGAUUUAUAAAUUUAAUAGAAUGUUAAUAUCCUUGGAUAUAUCGUGAAAUAUAAUUGUUCCUUUUAUUCCCGCGUUUUCCGACUUCAUUCAUUUUUGUACUAUCGAAGUUUAUUACUAACUCUGAAAAAAUUAAAUUGUACGAUCAAUUUAUCACAAAAACUAAUGCAAUCUUUUAGUACAUCGAAGAAAAAAAUCAUUUGACUUUUAUUAUUAUUUAUUAAUAAGAAAAUCUGAUUUAAAGAAAUAAUAUAAAAUACGUUGCAUGUAUAACUAUUCAUUUCAUAGAUGCACUAUUCUCUUUGCUUGUGUGAACAUUUCCGAAGAAAAAAAAACGUGUAAUUAUAAAAUACAAAUACCGAAAUUAUAAUCGACAAUAUUUUUUGUGUGAUAAUUUAUUGCUGAUACUUACAUAUGAAAUCUAAAAAUUCUUUUUUAGGUUUGGUGCAAAUUUACAAGUAUUUGAAAGACUGUGUGUGUGUGUUUGUGCGAGCAUGCGCGCGUGUGUUAUCAAUUAGUCCAAAUCUUUAUACUACUUGUUUUUUCUUUUUCUUUUCUUUUAUUUUUCUAGAAAUUAGUAAAAAAAUUUUUAAGUUAAAUUGUAUUAAAAAAAAUGGUACCACCUAAAUUACCAAUUGGACAAGCUAGAUCAAAUGGAGCUACUAUACAGUUAAGAAAAGGAAUUUCUACACGAAGUCAGAAUAUACUUAUCAAUAAUGCAUUGCUCAAACAACCAAUUUUAAACAAAGAUCUUCGUUCUAAAAGAAAAGCAGAUGCAUCACCACUGAAGGAUAAAACCGUUAAAAGAUCUGCUUUGGGAAAUAUUACAAAUGCUAUUGGAAAACCAUUUGGAACUCAACAACAAGAACCAAAGAAAGUAGUUAAGAAGAUUGCUACAAAAACCAAAACACUUCUUCAAAUUAAUUCAAAUAAAGUAGCAGAGAAAAUAGUUCCAAAAACAGAUGUAGUAAUAAAGCCAAAGCCAAUACAACGUAUUAAAGCAAUUAAGCAAGAAGAUGACAAGUUGAAAACUAAUAAUACUGAAACUGUUAGACGUAGCAUAGACUCAGAAAAAUCUGGAGAUAAUUCGUUGUAUAUGAGUGCAUUGGAAGAUGUAUCGGAUAAUAGUAUAAAAAAAACUGAGAGAGAAAAUAACAAGGCUGAAAAAAAUGGAAAAAAUGAAAAAAGUGAGAAAAAUGAAAAAAAUGAGAAAAAUGAAAAAAAAGAAACGAAAGAAAUAAAAAUUGACGAUACUACAACAGGUAGAAAAGAAGAAAAAAUAUGUGUUACUAAUAAUUUAGAUGCUGUACCUGAAAGAAUAAUGCCUGAAGGUGUUCAAUGGGAUUUUGAUGCAGAAAAUUGGUUAGAUCCUUUCCAAGUAUCACAGUAUGCUACGGACAUUUUUAAUUAUUUAAAGGAAAGAGAAUGUUUAUUCCCUAUUGGAGAUUAUAUGGACAAACAAGUGUGUCUUUCGCGUUGGAUGCGAUCUCUGUUAGUAGAUUGGAUGGUUGAAGUACAAGAAUCUUUUGAACUUAACCAUGAAACUUUAUAUUUGGCUGUGAAAUUAGUUGAUCUCUAUUUAACAAAAGUCACAGUUGGUACAGAAACUCUGCAACUAUUAGGUGCUUCGAGUCUUUUUAUAGCCAGUAAAUAUGAUGAAAGGAUACCUCCAAUGGUUGAAGAUUUCUUGUAUAUAUGUGAUGGUGCUUAUACACAGAGAGAUCUUAUCAAAAUGGAAAUAAGUGUUUUGAAAGUAAUAGAUUUUGAUUUGGGUAUACCUCUUUCGUAUAGAUUUCUUAGGCGAUAUGCUAGGUGUGCAAAAGUAUCAAUGCCAACGUUAACUCUGGCUCGAUAUAUCUUAGAAUAUUCAUUAAUGGAUUAUUCAACUAUUAGAUAUAGUGAUAGUAAAAUGGCAGCAUCUGCUCUUCUUCUUGCACUUCAAAUGAAAGAUUUAGGUGGAUGGACUCCAACUUUAGAAUAUUACAGUGGUUAUAAAGUUGAUGAUAUAAGAGAUAUUGUUCGCGUUUUAAAUGAAGGAUUACAUAGAAAACAUAAAGAAGCAUUAGUAACAAUUUACAAUAAAUACAGUCACAAGAUAUUCUUCGAAGUAGCAAAACUGCCGUUAAAAGAUACUUUAGAUAUUUAAAUACAUUAAAUAAGAGUUUAAAUGUAGAUAGAUGCUUGUGUAAUUAUUUUAAUGCAUAGAUUUUACUAUUAUUAUUGGUUAAUCUAUGUAUAAACUAAGAUUCGAUAAAAACAAACAAGCAUCAAUAUGCAGAUCGUGAUACACGGAUAAGCACAGUUUGUUUAAUGAAUAAGAAAAAUGAAAAUAUUUUCGAGUAAUUGUAAUUACUGUCGUAAAAUAUUUAGAUGAAGUAUAUUGAAUGACAUUGAAGCUCAA